AUGAAAGAUAAAAGAAAUUCAGAUAGCUCAUCUACUUAUGUUAGUCCAUGGAGUAACGAACAUAAUCAUCACAGCACAAACAACAAUGCUGCCAACUUUUAUGCUGGUAUCGGUGGAAGUUUAAGUUUUUCAGAUCAUAACAGUCUUAAUAUAAAUAUUGCUGCUGGUGGAAGUGCUAUAAACAAUAAUAAUAAUAAUAAUAAUAGUAGUUUUAAUAAUAAUAACAAUAAUAGUUUUAAUAAUAAUGUCAAUAAUAGUUUUAAUAAUAAUAAUAAUAAUAAUAGUUGUAAUAAUAUGUCAAAUAGUUUAUCAAUUCCAAUUGGUGUUGGUGUAGGUGGUAGUAUGAAUGCUACAUCACCAUCAAAUAUACCUAUAGUAAUUACUACUACACCUGCCAAUUCAUUACAGUCACCGCAGAUGAAUAACAAUAGCAGUAAUAUGCCAGUGUACUCUAGUUCGUCAUCUGCCACGAUGAAGAAGAAGACAUUCUCAACAUCACCAUCGUCACCAACAUUUAGUUCGUUGUCUAGCAAACUUAUGACACUAUUCACAAGUUCAUCGCAUGGUAAUAAUAGUAAUUCAAAUGGACCACAUUCACCAAGAUCGAAACAUAAUAAUAAUAGUAAUCAUCAUAAUAACCAACACCACCACCAACAACCACCUGCAUUGAGUGAUGGUGAUCUAGAGUUAUUAUCACAAAUGAAACAACUUCAUCUCUCAUUGUUACAUCCAGCGAGUGAAGUGUGCUUCGACUUUUUUGGUCUUCCUAUUGAGAUUAGAAUGCACAUACUAUCAUUCACCGAUGCUUCGGAUCUCUCUCGAACAGCAGCCACCUCUAGAUCUUGGAAUGAAUUGGUCAACGAUGAACAACUUUGGAUAAUGUUGAGUAAACGUGUAUUUGGUGAUAGUCUUAAAACUGAUAUUAAAUGGAAGAAUGUAGUUAUUAAAAAUUUAGUUAAACUAAGAGAGUUUAAAGGUGAAGACUCUUUCGAACAAAAGUUGUUGUGGGCAUGUGAGAAUGGUCAUGACCAGAUUCUUCAGAGAGCAUUCGAUAGCAAGAGAAUCAUAUGCUUAAACAAUUCAAAUUGUCAAUGUGCAACAUGUACUAAACCAACUUAUUUAAAUUUAAAUGAUGAUACUCCAACAACAACAACAACAACAUCAACAAUUAAUAAUAGUAGUAACGAUAACAAUAAUAAUAAUCAAAAUGUUAAUAAUAAUAAUAAUCAAAAUAAUAAUGAUAAUCAAAAUAAUGGUGAAGGUUUUAAUUUCGAUGUAGAUAUGGAGAUUGAAGAUGUAGAUAUUGCAGGACCAUCGUCACCCUCUGGUUUAAGUCCAAAGAUUAACGAUACCACUGGAAUUUCGUUGAAAAAGAGAAACAAGUUCCUUUUGAAAGCAUCGUACAAGGGACAUCGUGCUGUCGUCGAGGUCUUGCUAAAGAACGGUGCAGAGGUGGAAGCGAUCACACGUAGUGGAUUUACCGCGCUGCAUAUGGCAUGCGGUAAGGGUCAUGCCGAAGUCGCAGAGUGUCUACUGCAAUACAACGCCAAGAUCGAAUGUAAAAAUAGAAAUGGUUCGACACCACUACACACCGCUGCCCAGAAAGGUCAUGUCUCUGUAGUGGAACUGCUCAUCCGACAUGGUGCUUGUAUCGAAGCGACCAACAGCAAUGGUGUCACACCACUAAACUCUGCCGCACACAACGGACACACCGAGGUAGUCGAAUGUCUCUUGAAUCUAAACGCCAACAUGGAAGCAACCAACAAAAAUGGUAUCACACCAUUAUAUUCUGCUGCUCAUAGAGGUCAUUUUAAGGUUGUAGAAUGUUUAUUAAGAUAUAAUGCUAAUAUCGAAGGUACAACAAAGAAUCAUGGUGCUACACCACUUUAUAUUUCUGCACAGGAAGGAUAUACAGAGAUUGUGAAACUCUUGUUGGAUCAUAGUGCUAAUGUAGAGGCAAAGAUUCGUUCUGGUAUGAGAAGUGGUGCAACUCCAUUGUAUACUGCAUCACACAGAGGUCAUGUUAAGAUCGUUGAACUUUUAUUACAAAAGAAAGCAAAUACACAAGUUACCGAUAGAAAUGGUUUUACACCAUUACAUAAAGCUUCUUCUGAAGGUCAUGGUGAUGUGAUAGAAUGUUUAAUUAAAUAUAAUGCAGAUUUUAGAGCAAAGUCAAGAGAAAAUACAACACCUUUGGAUGUUGCUCACAAGAGUGUUAAGAAACUACUAAAAUCUUAUAUGGUAAAUCAAGAAUCAUCUCAACAUCACAGUUCAGGAACAAUUGAUUGCUCAAUAAUGUAA
This is a messenger RNA of Heterostelium album PN500, 2301 nucleotides long. RefSeq names its product WD40 repeat-containing protein. The record is from RefSeq and is a predicted model, not a curated record. The coding region runs from base 1 to 2301 and encodes 766 amino acids. Gene Ontology annotation, molecular function: protein binding. Lineage: Eukaryota; Evosea; Eumycetozoa; Acytosteliales; Acytosteliaceae. The transcript has 4 exons.